Pestalotiopsis fici W106-1 is the source of this 1290-nucleotide messenger RNA. RefSeq lists its product as uncharacterized. The transcript has a single exon. NCBI's taxonomy places the organism in Eukaryota, Fungi, Ascomycota, Sordariomycetes, Amphisphaeriales, Sporocadaceae. The record is from RefSeq and is a predicted model, not a curated record. Bases 1 to 1290 code for a protein of 429 amino acids.
AUGGUCUUGGACAUGGGACUGCGCCAGCCUAGCCCAGGCCAUCACAACGCAUUCUUUUACCCAUCGAAGCAGAGUUCGGGCCAGAACGACGUGAAGAGGAACUUGCCCAAUCAGCGAUUCCUACGCCACAGCAAGUGGUUCGAUUCGGAGUCUUCCCACGGAAAUGACGUUCCUCGCAGUGAGGUGAUACCAGUGGAGAUGUUAAAGGCACAGGAUGAUCUGACUUCAGAGCUAGACGGCUAUUCUACUGCGGCCUUUACCAGAGGGCCUAGUUAUUCAUCAUACAGCCCAGAGCUAUGUGGCAAAUCUGGCAGCGCAGACUGUCCCUCCACCAACAAUGAGAGCGUGAAUGAAUCGUUGACUGGACUUUGCACAUUUGGCUGGACUUUGCGCCCCCAACAUACACCACCAAUUGAAGCUUUGACGAGAGGCCGAGAACAGAAGGGCAAGAACACUGUAUCCAUAGGAACAACAACAAACAAGAGGGGAAGGGCGAUUCAUGAUGUCGAUGGACCUCGUACUAGUCACCUCUCGAGCAAGAAGCGCCGGCUUCGGCUCCAACUCAUCACAUCAAGGCUCUCGCAGCCAUUCUCACUGCCGGCCACCCACAUACUCAAUCGUGACACGGACGAGGACACUCCAGUCAUAUCCAGAUUUGUGAAACUGGCAGCUCUCGGUGCCAAAAAGGCUGGACACCAGACAACACUCGUCCGCAAGGCAGCAAUACUGAAUCGUGUUAGACUAAAUGUCAGACAGACUGCCGUCACUCGAGGUCACGAUCGGAUCUGGAGAAUGACUCGCUUGGCAGCCAUGAGCCACGGACUGCAGCUCGUCACGGACAGCACGGGCGCCAUGUUCCCGGGUCGGUCCGGAGAACAGGUCCCCGGACCAAUCGUUCCCCGUGCGUGGCGCCCGCACACCACUGCCUCCCACCCGACCAUGCCGUCAAUGCCCAUGUCAGAUAAGCAGCCCAAGGAGGCAGGGGACUUCGAGCAACUCCAGUCUGAACCAUUAUCAUCAUCAUCAUCAUCAUCACACCCCAGAACAACACCGCCACCCACGUCCAUAAUGACACCACUAGCGGGAGCAGAUGAAGACGAAGCCUCGUUUCCAGAUGCGGACCUUGACUCGAGGUAUGCCGACACCAGCGACGAUGAAGUGGACGGUGUAUAUGCAGAUUUUGGCGUCUUAUUUGGCGGCAGGGCCGAUUCGCCCGAUGGUGCAGAAGAAGACGAGCACUAUUACGAAGAGUAUCUUGAUGAAGUCGAUGGUAUCAUAUGGUCAUCCUAG